Molecule: messenger RNA, 4137 nt
Organism: Trypanosoma conorhini
Lineage: Eukaryota; Euglenozoa; Kinetoplastea; Trypanosomatida; Trypanosomatidae
Exons: 1
Coding region: 1-4137 (1378 amino acids)
Biological process (GO): TORC2 signaling
Cellular component (GO): TORC2 complex
Source: RefSeq, a predicted model, not a curated record
AUGGCGACUGCGGGCCUUAGUGCGGCGACGGUGGAGUUGCUGCAGUCCCUCAGCAUUGACCCGAAGGACUUCUCCAAGGCACGGGCCAGGUACGACAAAGUACGCGAGGAACUAAGGGAGAAGGGACUUGCGGCGGGUGGCGCAGCGGCGGCCGCGGAAGCCGCAGAGACGCUGCAGCGCCUCACCGAUGCCUGGGGCGAGUACCUCCGCCUCACGCAGGAGCACUUUCAAAAGAUUACUAAUGCCGUUAUUGAGGAACUGCUGGAGAAGACGCGGGAAAAGGCAACUGCGGCGGAGCGUGCCGAGAAGUUGAAUGAGCUCUGCGCCAUUGGUGAGAAGUGGUACAUCCGCAACGAGACAUACUUUGAGUUUGGGGAUCCGGAGCAGUUGGCGUUGCUUGUGAAGGGCGCACUAGACUCCUCCAGCCGUGUGAUGCGUUUGCUUGGGUUGCAGCUGGCCCGCAUUUGCGCCGCGAGCGCGCGGUUCACGCGGACGCUGCUGGCGGGAGAGGGGGGCGGGCUCAUCAGCCUUAGCUUUGACCGCGAGAUUGCCACCGAGCUGGAGUACGCGCUUAACCUUUGCGCGCGCCUGAUUGAGCUGCACGAGAGCGACCCGGUGACGUGCGCGGAAGUCCCCUACUGCUGGAUUUGCCGCAUUGCCUCCCUGCUGGACACGCAGGAUCCCGUGCCGAAUCUGCCGCCGAAGCGGAAAAAUCAGGCGCUCCGCAUUGCCAUCAAAUUACUUCGCUGCUUCCCUGCCAUGUCGACGGCGGCCUCGCUGCACAUCAUUCUACUUCGCUACUGCAUCCAGAAAGGCGCCGUCACGGCGGACGAGAUGAAAAAAAUAUUGCACGUUAUUUUAGACAUCUUUGACCACGCUGAGACCCGGCAGUACCUCCACGACAACGACCUUGACGUUCUCUACGCCCCCUUUUUGUGCUCCGCCGACAAGAGCCCGGAGGCCAACUUAAACUUGAUGAAUGGGGCCAAGGAGCUGCUUGCCAUGACGCUGCAAACGUGGGUGGGGGUUCUGUGGACGUGCUCGGAGACAAAGGGGCUCCGCGCCGUCAUUGACAUUCUGCACCUGCCGGGGGACCUGGACCGGAAGAUGGUGCUGCUCACGCUGUUCAACAAGGUGCUUUGCCAGCUGGCGCCGCACCGCGGUCUGACGCUGAUGAAGACGUGGCAAGGCGUGGAGGAGAACAAGCGCAGCACUUCGGUGUCCGACGCCGUCCUUCCGGACGCCGCCUCCAGCUUCACCGGGGCAAGCUCCCCGCAGUUGCUGAACGAUGGCAUUAUAGGCCAGACCUUUCCGGAGAUCACGUUUCCCGGCCAAAGUGAGCUGCUCGACGGUUUCGUGCCCACAACAAAGGCGAUAGGUUACCACGUUCUCGACCCGCUGCUGGGGAGGGUUCUGUUGAUGCUCUCGCACCACGGCCUUCCGCUGGCGUUGGUGUCGAUGAUUGGAGACGCUCCCUCAAGUCGCCUGCUCGCAUUCACCGCCUCAUCACUGCUGCAGGACAUAUUUAUGCUCAUGGACACGGUGCUCCCGGUGCGUCCUGUGAAGCGACUGCACACGGCCCUGAAUGAGGCCGUUGGGAGCUUUGUUCUUCAAGGAGAUUUGGCGUUUAGCAGCGGGCUCACCACCCGGCUUUUUCAGGACCACAAAAUGAUGAAAAACGUGACACUUUCCCCAACCGUGGCUGACCCGGAUACGAUUUCGGGUGAGCGGAUAAACAUCCCAUCGGCAACAACAAUUUCGGCGUAUGGGUUGGGCGACGUGGGGCUGGAUGACGCGGGCUUUGCGGGGCUGCUGCGGGAAACAGGCGUGGACAAGGCAAGUAACUUUCUCGGCUGGGACCACGACUUGCUGCUGCUGCUGGUCCAUGGACCGCUGCGAAGCCCGCCUCGGUUUCAGUGGGUCCUACGAGAGACCCGCUUCUUUCACAAGCUUCUUCUCUUUUACCAGCCCCUCUUGCAGCCCAACGCGCGGACGUUUGUCUCGCUGCGCACGGAGGAGUGCUCGCCGCAGCUCUGCAGCCUUGGCUUGUCGUUGCUGGAUUUAUUCCUCUCCACCAGGGUGGGAACGGAGGUGCUGGACGAGUUUGGUUUCACGCCGGCCAUUGUGGAGGGGCUGCAGGAGGUGAUUGAUGGCAAACCGCAGGUGUUGAGCCCGCAGCGUCUCGGCACGCGGGUGGGGCAAACGGUACUUCGCAUGGUGGGCCGCUACUCGCUCUCCGCGAAUGGGCUGAUGGCGAUGCGGGAGCACAACAUGUUUGGCAUGAUAAACAACAUGUUUGCCAAACUCUCCGGCGAGCGGGCGGCGGCACCCGCCCCGGGAGACACCUUGCAAGAUGUAUGUCAGCUACUGUUACAGUUCCUCUACAUUGGUGCGGUGCCCAACUACGGAGUGUGCGAGGAAAUUCGCCAGGCGUUUCGCGCUGCUCUCUGCAAUGACGUGAACUCCGUCCGUCUCUGUGCGGCGACGCAGCUGCGCAAGGCACUCUGGCGCGAUCUCUCCACCUCCAUGCGUUGGGGGAUAGAAACGUUGGUUCAGGCCCUCCACGAUGACUUCUACAGCGUCGUGGAAAGUGCCUUCAAGCUCCUGCUUAGUAUUUGCCUCUGCUCUGACGAGGCGUUGGAUUACCUCAUCUCCUUGUCCCCCACCGUCCUUAUGGAGAGUGAGGUCAUUCGCCAGCACGCCAAACAGCUUGAUCUCAAUACGCUGCUGUACUGUAUCGUGGGGCGAUCCUCAGGCUUUCGCUUUCUGCAGUGCUACGGCUGGGUAGAGGAGGAGCUGCGUCGCUGGGAGGAGUCCGAGUCCGCCAACCACGUCCGCCUCGUGGAGCGCUUGCAGGCUCGCGAGGCGGUGGAGGCCCGAGCGGACUUCACACAGAACUUGGCGGGCCGGUGGUGGCAGCACAGCCGCACCCUCUCAGACCCAAGUUACCCUUUGUACAGACCGGCAGUUUUGCCCGCAACGAUGGCAGCGUACAGUCCUCCCAAUGAGUCUGGCUCGGGCUUCUUCCCCAGCCAUUUCGCCGCUGUUCUGUGCAAGUCCAACGAGGGAUGCACGCUGUUCAAGCACAGUGAUCUUUGGCAGCGGUCGGUGCAGCGCAUUAUGCAGCAAAUGCUUCCGCCGGAUAUUGUCUACGAUGAUAACGGCGACGCGAGGAGUGGAAGCAGCGACGACGACCUCGAUGACGCGGAGCGGGCUCUGAAUGAGGAGGACCCAUCCUUCUGGGGCCAAUUGGGGGCAAAAAUAGGCACAGCGGAGGCUAGGGAGCCUGCUGAGCCGGGUGAGUUACGCUUGUUGCGGGCGGGGCGCUUGCCUUGCUCCCGCAGCGCGCAUUUGCUUUCCGCCGCACGGGGUUAUAAGAAACCAGGACGCUCCUACCUCCUCGCAUCUGCGGGAAACGUCGCGGAGCUGAAAGAUGCCAUUUUGUGCAUUUGCCACGCCUCUUCCAGCGACACGGGCUACGCGCUGAUGCGCAGCGUUCCAGGGCUGCAUAAACGCCUGAAUGCCCUGAUGGUGUUUGGGGCAACCGUCUCCGUGCGUAGUAUAUGCUUCGUGGGGGAGUGCAUACUGGCGCGCUCCAAGCGGUGUGCCGAGCAGCUCUCCGGCAUGUCGCACUAUGUACUCCAUGAGAGCAACGCCUACACAAGCGCGGACGGGGUGCCGUACUCUGUGGCCUUCUCCCACAUCAAACCGUCGAAGUGGACCCCCAUCGGACGCCCCGCAGACCACGGACAGGCCUCCGCGCUCUACUUCCUCCGCCAGCAGGAGACGGCGGACGCCGCCGAGGAGGACCAGCUCCCACUGUUGGCUUCCAUGAGAUCCUCGAAUGCACUCUCACAGUCGGCACGACGCGUACUGGAGCAGGUUUGCGCCCUCUCCAACCCAGUAAGCCGGGAGGGUGCGAAGAAAAAGUUAUACCAAGUGAUGAAGCACCAGCCACAGCUGUUUACCGACCCACGCGUGCGUAAACUCGUCAUUGGGGCCACCCAAAGGUUUCGUAUGCACCACGCGGAGCGGAAGUUUCUUGCGGAUCUUCUUGAAAAUGCACCCCUCGCCACGCCUGUGCCCGCCGCCCGUCGGGCGACGGUUUUACUUACCGCUGCAACACCGCCGAGCUGA